This is a messenger RNA of Salpingoeca rosetta, 2351 nucleotides long. RefSeq names its product gastrula zinc finger protein XlCGF17.1. Gene Ontology annotation, cellular component: nucleus. The transcript is spliced from 2 exons. NCBI's taxonomy places the organism in Eukaryota, Choanoflagellata, Craspedida, Salpingoecidae. Bases 318 to 2351 code for a protein of 677 amino acids. The record is from RefSeq and is a predicted model, not a curated record.
CACACACACACACACACACACACACAUCUACUCGACACAAAAGGUGAGGAGUUGAAGGCAGGGGCACCGAGAGCGCGUCUCUCCUAACCUUCUUGCACUGCUGAUGCAUUGACUGUUGGUUGUGCUUUGCGCGCCGUCAAUUUCCUUCUUCCUUCCUCGCGCACAUGUCGAAUCGCUGCUCUUUGAAUCCCCGUCACACCACACAGUAUUACAGUAGCAAUAGCACGUACUCUACCAGACCUGCGGUACACAGCAUUCUUCACAUCCACUGCAUCUAGGCAUCUUCCCGCCAAUUCCCGAACCAUACUGGACCAAGCAUGGACGCCGCAACACCACUCACGCACAAGCCCAUCACGUUCGACGACCGGGAAACGACGCCCGAGCGAGAGACCCGCAUCACCGCCAUCCCCGAUGUGCCCGGAGCAUCGCGUCAUCGGUGGCGCAGUGGGGUCCGUCGCUCCCUUUUCGGCCCCAAGCGCAAGCCAGCAACGCUGCACUGGCCCGCCAUCGAGGGAGAGCAAGACGAUGGCGGCACCGCGGACGCCGGCUCAGGCCUGCGUCAGACCGCGCCAAAAGGUCAAUCCGCCGAUGCCGCCAAUGCUGCCGAAGCUGCCGAAGCUGCCGAAGAUUCUGUGCCGGAGCGCACGGACGAAGACAAGGAGCAGGCCGACCUUGAUGAGUACCUCGCCCUCGUGCAAUGGCGAUGGGAGCAGUGGGCCCAGGAGACUGGCGCAAACGUGCAGGACGACGACGAGCAGCUGCUCGACCAGAACCUCGUUGGUUACGAUGACGAUGACGACGAUGACGACGAUGCGGCAACCAGCUCCGUUGGCUGCGUGCGCCGUGAGCACACACAGCGCGGUGCUGUUGAUGCCCAUGUCCAUGGCGAGGAUGAGGACGAGGACGACUGCAACAUCCUGGACGAAGAGCUGAUGCUGUCGUCGCCGCAGCACCCGUACGACAGCGAAGAGGCACUGCACGAUGCCAUCCUGUUGGAGGACAUCCUGCCUCAGGAGACGGAAGACGAUGUCAGGGCAGUGCUCGCGGCCGAGGUUGGUCACAGUCCUGAUGAUCUUGGCGAGGGCAGCACGUCGCAGCCCUCUCGCUUGUCCCCGGAAGCAGUGGCGGGCGCGCUGCAGCGGUUUCAGGAGCAGCGCGAGGGCAGCUGUGGCAGCAUCGAGCCCGUGGCUGUUCCUCGCGUGUGGCACGGCGCAGAGGCACUGGUGUCCGACACCCUGCGCACCGAAGACGGCUGUCGCCCGUACCUGCCGCUGGAGAAGCCAAAGCCGCUGCGUAAGGAAGUGGAGGAUCUGCAUCUGCCGCAUCUCUCCGACCCGACCUCGUACCGGCGCUACCAGGCGGUCAAGCACUUGCAGGUCGCCCGUGCUGAAGGUGCCAGCAGCAGAGGCGGUGGUGCCCCGGCCUUCGACCCCACCGCCAAUGAGGCCACCCAGCCUGGAUACCGCAUGCACCCUCCCCCGCCCACGCAGAAGGAGCUGGACGCGCUCACCGUUGACAACGUGCCCAUCCUGCACCUGCUCAUGGACAGCAUCAUCAACGAGGCCCGGCUCAAGGCCCUUCCCGUGAAACCAACACCACCAGCCAAGAAGCCAGCAGCCACGCCAGCGCAGAAGACUCUGGCGGUCAAGCCCAAGAAGCAGCAGCAGCAGCAUCAGCAGCAGCAACAGGUGGAUGCCGUUUCACAAGGCAGCAAGAAGAGCGUCAAGCGCAGUGCCAGCAGCCGCCGCAGCAGCCGCAGCAGCCGCAGCGAGCUUCACAAUCGUCCGCGUACGCGCGCAUCAGUGGUGGCAUCGUUCCUGCCGCCUGUCAAGCGAGGCAAGCACAGGCAAGAGAAAAGAGAGCACAAGGUGCAGGUGAGCAAGGGUACGGCGCGGUCAGCACCACCGACAACAACAGCAACAGCAGCAACAGCAGCGAAUGCAACAGCAGCAUCAACCAGGGCCCGCGUGCCAAAGAACACCCACACACCAAAUGAUGGCAAGCCGCGCCCUCACAAGUGCUCCUUCUGUGGUAAGGGCUUCACACGAGCCGGCCACCUCCGCCAACACGAGCGCACCCACACCGGUGAGAAGCCAUACAAGUGCUCCUUCUGCGGUCAGGGCUUCACACAAGCAGGCACCCUCCGCAAACACGAGCGCACCCACACCGGUGAGAAGCCAUGCAAGUGCUCCUUCUGUGGUAAGGGCUUCACACGAGCCGACAGCCUCCGCCAACACGAGCGCACCCACACCGGUGAGAAGCCAUACAAGUGCUCCUUCUGUGGCAAGGGCUUCCCAAAAGCAGGCAACCUCCGCCGGCAUGAGCGAAGUGUCCACAACAGCACAAAUUAA